AUGUCAUCUCAACGGAUCGCAUUCAAAGUUUCUGGGACCGUGCAAGGAGUGGGAUUCCGAGACUUCACGCAGCGACGCGCCACUGAGUAUAAUCUGAGGGGAUGGGUGAAAAACACGCACUGUGGAAGGGUCGAAGGAGAGGCCCAAGGAAGCGAAGAGUCCGUGCAGAAGUUGCUCAAGGACAUCAGCAAGGGACCUCGUAUGGCACAUGUUGUCAAGGUCGAGAAGAAAGAGAUUGGCGUAAAGGACGGCGAAGAGAACUUCGCAUGCUAUAAGACAUCAGAGUCGGGAUUUGCGAAUAUCGAGUGA
Aspergillus saccharolyticus JOP 1030-1 is the source of this 309-nucleotide messenger RNA. Its product is annotated as acylphosphatase. Bases 1 to 309 code for a protein of 102 amino acids. The record is from RefSeq and is a predicted model, not a curated record. The transcript is spliced from 5 exons. NCBI's taxonomy places the organism in Eukaryota, Fungi, Ascomycota, Eurotiomycetes, Eurotiales, Aspergillaceae. Gene Ontology annotation, molecular function: acylphosphatase activity.